Miscanthus lutarioriparius is the source of this 2172-nucleotide messenger RNA. The record is from the annotation of a GenBank genome assembly. NCBI's taxonomy places the organism in Eukaryota, Viridiplantae, Streptophyta, Magnoliopsida, Poales, Poaceae.
AUGGCGAGCGGCAGGCAGCUCCGGGAAUGGAUCUCGGACAGGCUGGUGACUUUUCUAGUCCGCCCCAACAGGGUCAGCGUCCAGGACGUCAUCACGCUAGAAUGUUCAUCUGCUUGCGACUUGGUGACGAAGCUUGUGGAGCUUGGUUUCACAUCAUCCGCAGAGACCUUCACUUUUGCAUCUGACACAUACGGCAUGAAUGACCAGAUGCAGGAGAAGGUGGCAGCGGAUCCUGUCGAGGAACAGGAGGCUGGCAAGCUGUCCUCCGACAACGGGAGCGAUGAUGACUACUCACAGUUACAGGGCUCGAAAGGAAUGUUAUACAAAGUUGAAUCUGACAUUGUGGACGAUGAAGAUCACGGAAGAGCAAAUGAUUCUGGAAGGAAUGUGGGUGGGGCAACAGAAGAGGAGGAUGAAGAAGAUGACGACAACUGUUCUGAUGACAUGGAGGGUGAAGUGUAUCUCCAGCAGUGGGUAACUGACAAGCUUAUCACCUUACUUGACUAUCCCAAGAGCAUUGGUGCCAAGGAAAUCAUCCGGCUAGUGGAGGAUUGUUCUUCUACAGAUGACCUUGUUUGCAUGCUGGUCAAAUCCGGUUUCAGGUCAUCCUCGGAGACCUGCAGCUUUGGGUUAGAAAUUUAUGCCAAGGUUACUCGUAGGGCUAGCAUCAGCGGUAAGCUAUAUCAAGAACAUGUUGUCAACAGAGAUGUUGAAGAGGAAGAAGCAACUGAGCUGUACUUGAAUACAAUAGAAAACAAUGAAGCUCACAGUCAGAAGGACUCAUAUAUUAGAGUCGUAAGAGUUAAAGUGCAUUCUGGAUGUCACUCAAGAUUAAAGAUUGGCAGCUUGUCAGCCUGCCGUCGUCUUGCAGGUGCUGUAGCAAAAUGGCAAUUAAUGAUUGGCAGCUUGUCAGCCUGCCGUCGUCUUGCAGGUGCUGUAGCAAAAUGGCACCGAGAUCUUGAGCACAAAGGUAAUAGGAGUCCUGAGACUGAAGAAAAAGUAUGGUUGGAACACCAAAUAGGAAAGCCUGGACUGAAAUAUGGAUGCAUAGAUAAGAAGCUGUCCUCUGAUGACAAUCCACUAUUAGACGUCUCUCCAUCCCCUGAAAACAAGGGUUUCUUUGACUGGUGGAUGCGGGCUAAUGCUUUGGUCCCCAAGGAAGUGAAGCAAGGUGUGUUUGUAAAUAGUUCCUUUUCUUUUUGGACAAGGCUAGAAUGCUUGUUCAGGGACUAUUGGUGCUUAGUUAGAAUAUUUAUUCAGAUGGAUGCUGCUACGCUGGAGAGGGAAAUGGUUCCUGUUAUCGUCAUAGCAGAUGAGACUGGGUCUGGUAAAAUAACACAAGUACCGCAAUACCUUCAUGAAGCUGGUUAUACUGUAAAAGGAAAGAUUGUGUGUGUCCAGCGUCACCGAGUGGCUGCCUUGAGCGUUGCAGAAAGGGUAUCUAAAGAAAUGGGUGUUAAUCUAGGGGAUGAGGUUGGUUUCUCUCUAAGGUUUGAGGAUAUCUCAUCAGAGGGUACGGUUAUUAAGUACAUGACUGCCGGAGUACUUCUGAGAGAGCUUAUUGGUGAUCCAGAUUUAUCCAGCUAUAGCGUUGUCAUGAUUGCUGAUGCUACUGAGCGCACCCUGCCAAGCGAUAUCCUUUUUGGUCUGCUGAAGAAGCUUCAUGAUUAUUUCUGUUCAGCUCCUGUUUUCAAGAUACAUGGGAGACAAUGGCCAGUUGAAAUUUAUCACACCAAAGCUCCAGUACCUGACUACAUUGAUGCAGUAGCUGACACCAUUAUGCAGAUACACAUGAAAGAAACUGCUGGAGAUAUUCUAGUGUUCCUCCCAGGGGAUCAGCAAGCUCAAGAAGUUCAUGAAAUUCUUGACCAGAAAACAAAGGGCUUAGAGAAAAUGCCUUACAAGCUAAUCAUUUGUCCUAUUUAUGCUUAUCUGCCUGUUGACCUUCUGGCAAAGACAUUAAAGGCAGCCACCCCAAGUGAUCGAAAAGUGAUUCUGGUAAAUGAUAUAGCCAAGGUUCCACCAACAGUUGAUGGUACCGAGUAUGUUAUUGAACACAGGCUUCUGUACGAUAAAAUCAUACAAUCCACAUCUAGGGAUAGAAUAUCUGCUUAUCUGCCCUAUAUCAAAAGCAUCAGCGAAGGAGAGGGCAGGAAUAUAUGGAUUGACUAG